AUGUCAGGCACACAAGCGUCUCCCCAGGCAGGAAAUGGCACGCUUUUGCUCAUCUUGAUCCAAGUCGCCUCAAGAGCGCUCACCUUCGUCGGCAACCAAUUCCUUCUUCGCUUUCUGUCUCCAUCGCUAUUGGGGAUCUCGGUCCAGCUCGAACUCGUUUCUGUAACAAGUUUAUACUUCGCACGAGAGAGUCUUCGAGUGGCUUUGCAACGGCCGCGCUCAUCGACGCAGUCAUCAGAUGACAUCUCCGCUGGACAACAAGAGCAAAAGGUCGCGGGAACGGAGACGCAAACUGUGGUCAACCUCUCCCACUUGGCCGUGCUCCUGGGUUUGGGUGUCUCGACACUAUUUGGUUUCUCGUAUCUACGGAGUGCCCCAGAUGAAGUUCUCGACAGCCCUUACUUUGACCCAUCCUUCCAGAUCUAUGCAGCUGCAACCUUGGUUGAAUUACUUGCCGAACCAGCAUUCGUUGUCAUCCAGCAGAAAGGUCUGUACACAGACAGGGCACGGGCAGAGACCAGUGCCGCUAUGGUAAGAUGUCUUUCGGCCUGCAUCGUUGCGGUGCUGGGACAUCGGAAGGGCCUCGCUCCUUCGAUAUUACCGUUUGCCGUGGGACAGACAGCAUAUGCCCUCACUCUUUUGGCUCUUUACUUCCUGCCAACGGUCAAACUAUCGAGAGCCGACAAUUUCAGCCUCGCCCCGAAACGAAUACUCUUGCCCGGGUCAGACCAAACAUACUACUUGAAGCUCUUCCACAAGUCAAGCCUCUCGCUCGCAGCGACCAUGUACCUGCAGUCUAUCUUCAAACUCCUUCUCACUCAAGGCGACGCUCUGAUCAUGAGUUUCUUUUCCACUCUCGCUGAUCAAGGUGCCUUCGCGCUGGCCUCCAACUAUGGCGGCCUGCUAGCACGCCUCGUCUUCCAACCGGUGGAAGAGAGUAGUCGAAAUACAUUCGGACGACUUCUCUCUCCAUCUUCGUCGAGCAGUAACAAGCCACCGUUGGACUUGAAUUCGCCAAAGACGAACCCCUCGGACCAGAACACCAAUACCCGCCUUGGCCUAUCCUACCUGUUCACAACUCUACACGUCUACCUCCUCUUCUCGCUACCCAUGAUCAGUCUGGCACCCCAAAUCCUCCCUCUCCUCAUCCCCUACGUCCUCUCCCCCCAAUGGCGCACCCCAUCAACAUCUCUUCUCCUCUCAACCUACUGCUACUACAUCCCACUCAUGGCGCUCAACGGUAUUCUCGACGCAUUCGUCACAAGCGUCGCUUCGCCGGCGCAGCUGCGGAGCCAGAGUCUCUGGAUGCUGGUGUUCACGGGGAUUUACGGGGUCGCGGCAUGGGCCAUGUUGAGGGUGUGGGGGACGGGCAGCGUUGGCCUCGUGGGCGCGAACAUGGUGAAUAUGGGCCUGAGGAUUUUGUGGAGCUCGUGGUUUUUGAGAGCCUGGCUCACCCAACGCGAGGACGAGUCCGGGCAAAAGGGGUGGGCAAAGGCGAUGAUGGUCAGGGAUGCGGUGCCAGCAAAGGCGACCAUCGCUGUCACGCUGCUGGUGAUGCUCGGGCUGAAAAUGGGCGGCUCAUUCACGACACCAGAGGCGGGAAAGGGGCAGUUGGAUCUCCAGUUUCUGGGGGCUUGGAUCAGUGGCGUGGUGGUCUUGGGUUCUACCAUUCUCAUCGCCGAGCGCGAAUUCCUCCUCCAGCUCCUCGAAUCUAUCCUCCCGCAACGCCUCGCUGCAAAGAUUCCCGACUUCUUGAAACCCUCUUCAACGGAAUCAACACGUGAGGCUUCGAAAUGA
Molecule: messenger RNA, 1797 nt
Organism: Cladophialophora immunda
Lineage: Eukaryota; Fungi; Ascomycota; Eurotiomycetes; Chaetothyriales; Herpotrichiellaceae
Exons: 2
Coding region: 1-1797 (598 amino acids)
Biological process (GO): dolichol-linked oligosaccharide biosynthetic process; glycolipid translocation
Cellular component (GO): endoplasmic reticulum membrane
Source: RefSeq, a predicted model, not a curated record